AUGGAGACCUCGAGCCCGUUGCCAGACACGCAAGUGUCCUUGCUGAGAGCUAUUGACGGUAGUCACCUUAGAUGGUCCGACUUUCGAACGAUUGUCCUCAGUGCGUUUCGGAUCAUCUUUACCGAUAAUCUCCAGCUGUCCGAAUUGUCACGUCCUUUCUCUGACAGGUUGAAGCCAUGCCUGCAGAAACUUGACCGAUUCGACAACCAGGAGGCAGAAUGGCGGAAACAGGUUGCGAGUAACAAGGGAUUCGGAUCGUCAAUGGUGUUUCCUCCCAACAUCCUCCCAUCGACUGGUGUCAACCUCUCCCUCCAUCGAUCGCUUGCUCCCAAGCUCAACCGAGAGGCACUUCCCCCACGGGCCGUCAAGGCUCAGGAGAGUUUGUUCGAGUUGCCUGUCCCUCGACCGGGCCUUCUCACUGGCUUCACCACUCAAGCAUUUAAUGAGAAGGAAUUGUCGGUUUUGCCCAACUGCGCAUCUGCAACUGGGACAAUCGUUGAUUUCGAGUCGGGCACCGUGUCUCCUGGAACAACCACCUACUGUCCGUUCAUGGUCUUUGAACGGGUGAAUACCGCGUCGGAAGAUGCGAUACAGUCUGCCAGGAAUCAGUGUGCAAUUGCUGGCGCUCACUGCGUCCGGGCCUUCCAGCUUUUGUUCAGAAAAUGCACCAGCCCUCGCCCGGUGUUUGAAAAGCCAAUAUCUUUCUCUUGCGCCAUCAACAACUCCAACGCUCUUAUCUACUAUCACUACGUUGAUGCUGACGGCCGCUAUUGUAUGUCAGAACUCUCCCGGUUCAAUCUCGAUGACACAAUCGCUUUCAAAGAAUUUCAGGGAUGGAUCGAAGCAAUUGAGGACUGGGGAUCGACAUACCUACUGCCCGUCAUUAAGAUUGCUUUGAGACAACUCCUCAAGAGCCAUGGGACGCCGCCAAUAUCACCCAUGCCAUCACUCACCUUAUCAAUCGACACUGCUGCAGGAAGCGAGGAGGUUCUGAUGAAAGUCCUCCGCUCCACUUUUGGCGCCAUCAAAUGGAAAUGUGAAGGGGAAUGCGAAACCCCAUUGAACAGCAGUAUCGCUCAUUGUGGCACGCCACUCGGCGCCCGGAAAAUUAGGACCCUGGCUCUGUCGCCCACCUCACCGGCUGACAUAUUGGGUGCAGCGUCUGGACCCACCACGCCAUUCUCCGUGUGGCGGAUGAGGCCCGAAUGGGCCAGCAGGUCUCCUACCGCUCGGCGACAUCCACUUUCACCAUUGAAACUCCGCUCUGAUAUUCCCGACUCUCCAUGUCGACGGGCUACUCUUUCCCCAUGCACCCCUCCGCCAGAAGCUCCCAACUCGGCGCAGUCCCCAAUGCUCGUUCUACAGAAGAGAGUUGAUCUGGCCAUGGAUGAAAUCCAAGAACUGAGGGCGCUGGUACAAACAUUGCAGGGCGAACUCGACACGAAGAAUAAUCAGCUUGAGCUGGGCAGAAAGCCUGCCGACAUCGUCGUCAACGAGACAUGCAAAGAUAUCUCAAGCGCUCCAAUGGUCGGAUUUUCCGCAGAUUUGAGAGGUCGUCUUGAGCGGAGCAAUUUCCCACCCACAUGUCCACCAUUGACCCAUAUGGCUGCGAGCCUCCUGACCUCCCGGCUGUCACUGCCAUGGGCCCUGUUCUUGUUCUUGCUUGCCUCGGUCCUCCUAUCCCAUGACCUGUUCGAAGUGACUUUCUACUUGGCACAGACACCAGGAAGCGCGUUCGUCUGA
This is a messenger RNA of Fonsecaea erecta, 1743 nucleotides long. RefSeq lists its product as hypothetical. The coding region runs from base 1 to 1743 and encodes 580 amino acids. The record is from RefSeq and is a predicted model, not a curated record. NCBI's taxonomy places the organism in Eukaryota, Fungi, Ascomycota, Eurotiomycetes, Chaetothyriales, Herpotrichiellaceae. The transcript has a single exon.